AUGGCCGACACGGAGCUCCCGAUCGCCCUUCGGCGGCCACGUCGCAGCCAUGUCGGCCACGAGGCGGAGCAAGACACCGUCCCAGCCAGCCCAGCCUCGUUGAUCCGGACGCCGCGGAGGCAGAAGAGGACGGUCCGGUUCUCGGAUCCGGGGCCCUCGCUGACGGCAAACGGAACCGAGUCGACGUCGAGCGGCCUGACGCCCAUGGUUCGGCGGACGUCCCUCGGCACACCAAAACGGCAACGCGCUUCGACGCCCACCCGGAGCCGGCCUGCGGCGUCGACAGAAAGGGCGGCGGCCCAGAGCAGCGGUCGUGGCCGAGACCUGCACCACACGGCAGACGGGCGCGUCGAACGGCGAGUGCGUCGCGGCAACCUCCGGACGCUGCUCCUCAAGCUCGAGGAGCAGAGGAAGCGCGGCGACAGGCGGGCCCAAGAGGAGAUCCAGCAGCUCCGAGCCGAGGUCAAGUCACGGGAUCGCGAGAUAUACGAGCUGCAGAACGCGACAGUCGUCGUCGACACGGAGCGCAUCUGGUCCCUCGAGCAGCAGAUUGAGCAUCUCGAGGACGCGCUCGGCCGGCGGCCGGAGGUGAGGAACGACGGCGACGACUGGACUCUGGCAGCGCGCGACCCCUUUUCCGACGACUUUAUAGAUGUGACGGCCGAUGAACUCAUGGACACGACGGCCGACGACGGUGACGAUUUUGGCGACGACACCAUGGCCCACCUGACGGCGAGCACGCCGUGCAAAACACCGUCGAGGGCGCUGUCGUCGUUUCCGACGCCCCCCGCGACGAGCCCGGCGACGCCCCUUUUCGGACGGUGCACGCCGCCGGUGACGGCGCCCGAGGCCGGAGUCCAGACGAGCCAGUCGCUGGCCGACGCGACGCGGCAGCAGCUGCUGGAGGAGGAAACGGCGUCGCUAAUGCUCGAGGUUUCGAGGCUCACGGCGACGCUCGAGUCGUACCGCGACCUCGGCGCGCGCCUGACGCAACGGCUCUCGUCCGUCGUGGCCGCCGAGGAGACGCCGUCGCCGGGCCUCGACGCACCCCUCGACGGGCUCGAGCGGCGGGUCGAGGCGCUCGUGCGGACGAUGAGCGACGGCACGGCCAAGCUCGGCCGGCUCGGCGCGUCCAUUGCGGCCUUGGGUUUUCCGGGCGACGACGCGGGGGACAUGAUUGCCUCCCUCGGCUCCGGUCUCCGCACGGCCCGGCUGGAGCUCGAGUACCUCACGCCCGGCGAGGUUGCGCUGCCGCUGACGGCGCACGGGGCCGAGGUGCUCGACCUGCUGCUCGGCCGGCUCCGGACCAUGGCCAAGAGGCAGCGGGAGGACGAGGCGACGAUUGACGAGUACCACGACAUUGAGCGGUGCCUCCGCCGACAGCUCGACGCGCGCGUGUCGGCCAUGGACGGCCUCCGGGGUGAGCUGGCCAAGGCGGAGGAGCGCAUCGGCGACGGCGAGGCACGGGUCGAGGCUCUCGAGGUCGCCAACCAUCGUCUCCGUGGGGCCGUAGACGGCUACGUCCGCGACAUGGGCGAGCUCGAACGGCUCGUCGAGCGCCUCGACGAGGAGGGCAGGGAGGCGCGGGAGACGCAGGACGAGCGGCGGAAGGAGGUGGAAUCCCGCGACGGCACCAUCGCCACGCUCGAGGCCAAGCUCGCCUCGGCGCUGGACCGGACGACGAGCCUGCAGGGCGACGUCGGCGACAUGGAGCGUCGCCACCGGAACCAGCUGGCCGCCCUCGACGAGCAGCACGGCGCGGCACUGGCGCUCCGGGACGCACGGGUGCUCGAGCUCGGCGGCGAACUCGACGGCGUCCAGAGGUGCCUCCGAGCGGCGCACGAGACGAUUCAUGGGCUGCGUCUGGAGAACGGCGGGCUCGCCUCGCGGACCGACGAGGAGAAGAAGCAGACGAGGCGGGCCGUCGAUUCGAUCCGGCAGGGGCUGCGGCGCGUCCUGCGAAUGAGCCACGCGCUGCUCCCCCAAGACGACGGCGACAUUUCGGGCCACGAGGAGACGGGGGAGGAGGAGGAUGCUGACGUGUAG
Messenger RNA from Drechmeria coniospora, 2046 nucleotides. RefSeq lists its product as uncharacterized. The record is from RefSeq and is a predicted model, not a curated record. Bases 1 to 2046 code for a protein of 681 amino acids. The transcript has a single exon. Lineage: Eukaryota; Fungi; Ascomycota; Sordariomycetes; Hypocreales; Ophiocordycipitaceae.